Messenger RNA from Leishmania braziliensis MHOM/BR/75/M2904, 3758 nucleotides. RefSeq names its product putative kinesin. The record is from RefSeq and is a predicted model, not a curated record. Lineage: Eukaryota; Euglenozoa; Kinetoplastea; Trypanosomatida; Trypanosomatidae. The transcript has a single exon. The annotation marks the transcript as partial.
AGGCCGACCCGAGGAACACUGCAGGAGACGUCCGCCAAGCUGGCCGUAACCGAGGAGACGCUGCAGGAGACAUCCGCCAAAUUGGCCGUCACCGAGGAGGCGCUGCAGGAGACAUCCGCCAAACUGGCCGACACCGAGGAGACGCUGCAGGAGACGUCCGCCAAGCUGGCCGACACCGAGGAGACGCUGCAGGAGACGUCCGCCAAGCUGGCCGACACCGAGGAGACGCUGCAGGAGACGUCCGCCAAGCUGGCCGACACCGAGGAGACGCUGCAGGAGACAUCCGCCAAGCUGGCUGACACCGAGGAGACGCUGCAGGAGACAUCCGCCAAGCUGGCCGACACCGAGGAAACACUGCAGGAGACAUCCGCCAAGCUGGCUGACACCGAGGAGACGCUGCAGGAGACAUCCGCCAAGCUGGCUGUCACCGAGGAAACACUGCAGGAGACCUCCGCCAAGCUGGCCGACACCGAGGAGACGCUGCAGGAGACGUCCGCCAAGCUGGCCGACACCGAGGAAACACUGCAGGAGACAUCUGCCAAGCUGGCCGACACCGAGGAGACGCUGCAGGAGACAUCCGCCAAGCUGGCCGACACCGAGGAGACGCUGCAGGAGACAUCCGCCAAGCUGGCCGACACCGAGGAGACGCUGCAGGAGACAUCCGCCAAACUGGCUGACACCGAGGACACGCUGCAGGAGACCACCGCCAAACUGGCCGACACCGAGGAAACACUGCAGGAGACAUCCGGGAAGCUGGCCGACACCGAGGAGACGCUGCAGGAGACAUCCGCCAAACUGGCCGACACCGAGGAAACACUGCAGGAGAUAUCCGGGAAGCUGGCCGACACCGAGGAGACGCUGCAGGAGACAUCCGCCAAGCUGGCCGACACCGAGGAGACGCUGCAGGAGACAUCCGCCAAACUGGCUGUCACCGAGGAGACGCUGCAGGAGACAUCCGCCAAACUGGCUGUCACCGAGGACACGCUGCAGGAGACAUCCGCCAAACUGGCUGUCACCGAGGAAACACUGCAGGAGACAUCCGCCAAACUGUCUGACACCGAGGACACGCUGCAGGAGACCACCGCCAAACUGGCCGACACCGAGGAGACGCUGCAGGAGACAUCCGCCAAACUGGCCGACACCGAGGAAACACUGCAGGAGAUAUCCGGGAAGCUGGCCGACACCGAGGAGACGCUGCAGGAGACAUCCGCCAAACUGGCCGACACCGAGGAGACGCUGCAGGAGACAUCCGCCAAACUGGCCGACACCGAGGAGACGCUGCAGGAGACGUCCGCCAAGCUGGCCGACACCGAGGAGACGCUGCAGGAGACGUCCGCCAAGCUGGCCGACACCGAGGAGACGCUGCAGGAGACGUCCGCCAAGCUGGCCGACACCGAGGAGACGCUGCAGGAGACGUCCGCCAAGCUGGCCGACACCGAGGAAACACUGCAGGAGACAUCCGCCAAGCUGGCUGACACCGAGGAGACGCUGCAGGAGACAUCCGCCAAACUGGCUGUCACCGAGGAAACACUGCAGGAGACAUCCGCCAAACUGGCUGACACCGAGGAAACACUGCAGGAGACAUCCACCAAACUGGCCGUCACCGAGGAAACACUGCAGGAGACAUCCGCCAAACUGGCCGUCACCGAGGAGACGCUGCAGGAGACGUCCGCCAAGCUGGCCGACACCGAGGAGACGCUGCAGGAGACGUCCGCCAAGCUGGCCGACACCGAGGAGACGCUGCAGGAGACGUCCGCCAAGCUGGCCGACACCGAGGAAACACUGCAGGAGACCACCGCCAAGCUGGCUGACACCGAGGAGACGCUGCAGGAGACAUCCGCCAAACUGGCCGACACCGAGGAAACACUGCAGGAGACGUCCGCCAAACUGGCCGACACCGAGGAAACACUGCAGGAGACAUCCGCCAAGCUGGCUGACACCGAGGAGACGCUGCAGGAGACAUCCGCCAAACUGGCCGACACCGAGGAGACACUGCAGGAGACGUCCGCCAAACUGGCCGACACCGAGGAAACACUGCAGGAGACAUCCGCCAAACUGGCCGACACCGAGGAGACGCUGCAGGAGACAUCCGCCAAACUGGCCGACACCGAGGAAACGCUGCAGGAGACAUCCGCCAAGCUGGCCGACACCGAGGAGACGCUGCAGGAGACAUCCGCCAAACUGGCCGACACCGAGGAGACGCUGCAGGAGACAUCCGCCAAGCUGGCCGACACCGAGGAGACACUGCAGGAGACAUCCGCCAAGCUGGCCGACACCGAGGAGACGCUGCAGGAGACAUCCGCCAAGCUGGCCGACACCGAGGAGACGCUGCAGGAGACAUCCGCCAAGCUGGCCGACACCGAGGAGACGCUGCAGGAGACAUCCGCCAAGCUGGCCGACACCGAGGAGACGCUGCAGGAGACAUCCGCCAAGCUGGCCGACACCGAGGAGACGCUGCAGGAGACAUCCGCCAAGCUGGCCGACACCGAGGAGACGCUGCAGGAGACAUCCGCCAAGCUGGCCGACACCGAGGAGACGCUGCAGGAGACAUCCGCCAAGCUGGCCGACACCGAGGAGACGCUGCAGGAGACAUCCGCCAAGCUGGCCGACACCGAGGAGACGCUGCAGGAGACAUCCGCCAAGCUGGCCGACACCGAGGAGACGCUGCAGGAGACAUCCGCCAAACUGGCCGACACCGAGGAGACGCUGCAGGAGACAUCCGCCAAACUGGCCGACACCGAGGAGACGCUGCAGGAGACAUCCGCCAAGCUGGCCGACACCGAGGAGACGCUGCAGGAGACGUCCGCCAAGCUGGCCGACACCGAGGAGACGCUGCAGGAGACGUCCGCCAAGCUGGCCGACACCGAGGAGACGCUGCAGGAGACAUCCGCCAAGCUGGCCGACACCGAGGAAACACUGCAGGAGACAUCCGCCAAGCUGGCUGACACCGAGGAGACGCUGCAGGAGACAUCCGCCAAACUGGCCGACACCGAGGAAACGCUGCAGGAGACAUCCGCCAAACUGGCUGACACCGAGGAAACACUGCAGGAGACAUCCACCAAACUGGCCGACACCGAGGAAACGCUGCAGGAGACAUCCGCCAAACUGGCUGACACCGAGGAAACACUGCAGGAGACAUCCGCGAAGCUGGCUGACACCGAGGAGACGCUGCAGGAGACAUCCGCCAAACUGGCCGACACUGAGGAGACGCUGCAGGAGACAUCCGCCAAGCUGGCCGACACCGAGGAGACGCUGCAGGAGACGUCCGCCAAGCUGGCCGUCACCGAGGAGACGCUGCAGGAGACAUCCGCCAAGCUGGCCGACACCGAGGAGACGCUGCAGGAGACGUCCGCCAAGCUGGCCGACACCGAGGAGACGCUGCAGGAGACAUCCGCCAAGCUGGCUCGACACCGAGGAGACGCUGCAGGAGACAUCCGCCAAGCUGGUGGACACCGAGGAAACACUGCAGGAGAUAUCCGGGAAGCUGGCCGACACCGAGGAAGCGCUGUCAUGGAGACGUCCGCCAAGCUGACGGACCCGAGCAGACGGUGCAGGAGACAUCCGCCAAACUGGCUGUCACCGAGGAGACGCUGCAGGAGACAUCCGCCAAACUGGCUGUCACCGAGGACACGCAGCAGGAGACAUCCGCCAAGCUGCGCGGUCACCGACGAGACUGCUGCAGGAGACGUCCGCCAAACUGGCCGACACGGAGGAAACAGGGCAGGAGACGUCCGCCAAGCUGGCCGACACCGAGGAGA